Messenger RNA from Mycetomoellerius zeteki, 345 nucleotides. RefSeq names its product odorant receptor 4-like. Lineage: Eukaryota; Metazoa; Arthropoda; Insecta; Hymenoptera; Formicidae. The transcript is spliced from 4 exons. The record is from RefSeq and is a predicted model, not a curated record. Gene Ontology annotation, cellular component: plasma membrane. Gene Ontology annotation, molecular function: olfactory receptor activity; odorant binding. Gene Ontology annotation, biological process: detection of chemical stimulus involved in sensory perception of smell; sensory perception of smell. The coding region runs from base 1 to 345 and encodes 114 amino acids.
AUGCAGGCAAACGAUUUUUUUCAACUUGUAAAAUUCACAAGCGAUAUUCGUGUAAUAAGUGUUGUUACUAUAAUUAUAAUUUACCAUUUAAUUUAUAUGUUUGUUCUUAAUUAUGUUGGACAAGAAUUAAUGAAUCAUGGAUUACACUUCUUUAAAGUAAGCUAUAAUGGAUUGUGGUAUGCAGCACCUUUGCAUACCCAAAAAUUAUUAUUAUUUAUAAUGCAAAGGGGAACAAUAAAUAUUGUUUUCGUAUGUGGUAGAAUAUAUGUUGCAUCUUUGGAAGGAUUUGCUACGCUUAUAAGUACGGCAGUAUCUUAUUUUACAGUGAUUUAUUCUACACGAUAG